UUUACAAAUUUCAAAAUUUGUUGUAGCAAUCUUUUUUAGAAGGAAAAGCUUAAUGUUUCUAAUGCUUAUUAAUUAAAAGAGUGAUAUAAUGUUCAGAACCAAAAAAAUAGCUGAGCAUAUACGAAAGUUUGAUGCAUAUCCUAAAACAUUAGAAGAUUUUCGAAUUAAAACAUUUUCCGGCGCGGCUGUUACCAUAGUGAGUGCGAUCCUCAUCACAUUACUAUUCAUUUCUGAGCUCAACUAUUAUCUUACACCUGAAGUGACAGAAGAGCUCUUUGUAGAUGUCUCUCGCAGUGAGAAAUUGAGAAUCAAUCUGGAUGUCACAUUUCCUAGAGUAACUUGUGAAUUUCUUUCCAUUGAUGCAAUGGAUAUAUCUGGUGAGCAGCAAAUUAACUUAGAUCACAGUAUAUAUAAAAGAAGGUUGGAUGAAAAUGGAAAACCUUUAGAGAAACCAGAAAAAGAAAAAAUAGGAUCCUCUGCUGUUCUGAACAUGACUGUUCCUCCUACGUUGGAUCCAAACAGAUGUGAAAGUUGCUAUGGAGCUGAACUCCCACCAAGAAACUGUUGCAAUACCUGUGAAGAAGUUCAAAAUGCAUAUCGUUUAAGAGGAUGGGCUGCUCCUGAUGCAGAUAGUAUUGAACAGUGCAAAAGAGAAGGUUGGAAGAAGAAAUUGCAGUCGGUGGAUAAAGAAGGAUGUCAAGUUUUUGGAUAUCUUGAUGUUAAUAGGGUUGCUGGAAACUUCCACAUAGCCCCUGGGAAAACGUACAGUCAGCACCAUGUUCAUGUUCAUGAUCUGCAACCCUUUUCUGCUAGUCAAUUUAACUUAACGCACAGAAUAAGGCAUUUAUCAUUUGGGAAAAAUAUACCUGGAAAAACGAAUCCACUUGAUGGCACAAUGCAAGUUGCAGAUAAAGGUGCUAUGAUGUUUCAGUAUUAUGUGAAAAUUGUCCCAACAAUGUAUGCACGAGCUGAUGGUCAGACUUUGCACACAAAUCAGUUCGCUGUUACUCGCCAUCAAAAGCAAGUUUCUACUCUAUUUGGAGACCAAGGACUUCCAGGAAUAUUUUUCAUUUAUGAGUUAGCUCCUUUAAUGGUGAAGUACGGGGAAAAACAAAAGUCUUUUUUCCAUUUUUUAACCAGUGUUUGUGCAAUCGUUGGUGGAGUAUUUACAGUUGCAGGUAUGAUUGAUUCAGCAAUAUAUCAUUCAUCUAAAGUAAUACAGAAAAUAGAACUGGGUAAAGUGAGUUGAUACAUGUUGUCUCUAAUCACUCACAACCAAUCCUGAAAAGUACAGCUUUUAUUAAGAUGAAAUGAUUUUAAUUCUUUUUUGAAAUUCAAAAGAAAAUGAUCUGAUGUAUUUAUUAUGUUAUUAAAGUAUUUUUUUAAUUAAAUAUCACUUAUACUUUUAAAAGAUUUUUCUUCAUGAUUAAAUGUAAAUUGUCAACGUUAUUAAAAUAACUGUAUAAGAAUUAUCUGAAUUACAAAAUAAGAUUCUUUAUGCAGGCAAGUGUCAUAUUGGCUGAAAAAGAAUGAACCAAUUUAUUUUUACAUUAUCUUAGGAUUACUUUAAAAAUUAAUGCAAUGUGUGAGGACUGUGUCGUUAUCCAUUUUUUUUUCAUUGAUGGAUAUAAAUUGGAUUUUUCACCAGUGAGUGUGGAUAUGUGAUUCCGUUGUACAUACAUUUCUGAAUUUCAUGAUACAUACUAGUAAAAGUAUUGUUAAACAAAAUUAAAAACACAUAUUAUCCAUGUCUCAAUUUUUUUUUUAUUGACAUGCAAUACAGUGAGAAAUGAAAAAGUACACAAUACAUGUAAUGAGAAUUAAAAGCUUCAAGAGCAGUUAACAUUGUUGUCAAUUUUUUAAACACUGGGGUAUUAUCAGUUUUUAUAAUAACAUUUCAAUUUUUUACCAAUCAUUUUAUAACUAAGAAACACCCAAUUUUGUACAAUGCUGGCCAUGAAGAAUUGAUCUUUGCCUAAAAUUUGUAUUAUCCAAAUAACUGAAAAUUUGGAAUGCUUAGUAAUUCUGAUAAAACUGGUUUAAAAAAAUAGAUUGCAACAAAAAUAAAGCAUUUAAUAAGUUAAAUAUUCAGUUGAAAAUUAAUUUGUUGUAAUUUGAUUAAGUGUAGUUGAAGGUAUUCUAUGCUUUUUAUUAGGUUUAAAUAAGUACGUCAAUUGUUUUUGCUUCUAUAAAAUGAGAUUUGAUUCAAUGGCAACUAAAGUCUUAAUGAAUAUAAUACAAUGAACAUGAUAUGCUUUCGUCUCAACACAAAAUGAUGGCUUUGAAUUUACAUUUUGUGAUUAUGCUGGAAAAUUGAUUUGAAGUGAGAGUGAAAUUAAGAUUUAAUGGUAAGAUUAAUGCUAAAGUAUCGUGGUCCAAAAAGUUAAAAUACUUCGUAGAGCUGGAAUUGUAAGCUACCACAUAGAAACAGAACUAUAUACAGUAGAAGACCGUUAUAACGCACACCUUGGGACCUGAGCUUUUGCGUUAUACAGGUUUCUGCGUUAUAUAGAUCAUUUCACAAAUUUUGAAACUAAUAUUCAGAAUAAAUCUAUAUAUUAGCCUUUCAGAAUGAGUUUUAUCUGCAAUGACUAUUAAAGCACCAAUAUUACAAUUAGUUUUUCACAAAUAAAUAUGUUUCACAAUCAAAAUCCUGCACUUCUACUAGCUUCAUGGUUUGCAUAACAGUUGCAUUUUCAAGAGCCAUCUGGUAUUUUCUGUUUACUAUGAGGUACUAAUUUUCAAUUUAAAAGCUUUGAAAUAAGAUGGAAAGAUGAAAAACUUUCAAAAUUUAAUUUGCCUAACAAUUUUUUUUUUUUUUUUUUU
Uloborus diversus is the source of this 2826-nucleotide messenger RNA. Its product is annotated as endoplasmic reticulum-Golgi intermediate compartment protein 3-like. NCBI's taxonomy places the organism in Eukaryota, Metazoa, Arthropoda, Arachnida, Araneae, Uloboridae. The transcript has 13 exons. The coding region runs from base 89 to 1249 and encodes 386 amino acids. The record is from RefSeq and is a predicted model, not a curated record. Gene Ontology annotation, biological process: endoplasmic reticulum to Golgi vesicle-mediated transport; retrograde vesicle-mediated transport, Golgi to endoplasmic reticulum. Gene Ontology annotation, cellular component: Golgi membrane; endoplasmic reticulum membrane; COPII-coated ER to Golgi transport vesicle.